This is a messenger RNA of Sinocyclocheilus anshuiensis, 750 nucleotides long. RefSeq names its product histone deacetylase complex subunit SAP130-A-like. The transcript has 6 exons. The record is from RefSeq and is a predicted model, not a curated record. The coding region runs from base 1 to 750 and encodes 249 amino acids. NCBI's taxonomy places the organism in Eukaryota, Metazoa, Chordata, Actinopteri, Cypriniformes, Cyprinidae.
AUGCAGCAGACAACACAUUUACCCCAACCUACCAGUACAAUCCAAGCAACAUUUGUAUCGGCAAGCAAAUCUACAACUACAACCCAGCCUACAACUCUUACAAUCCCACCCACCACAAUUACAACUCAGUCUACAGCUACAACUACAUCCCAACAACUUCAUACCAAACCAACUUUUACAAACCAAAUAAAUACACAACAACUUUCAAUCAAGCCGUUGCCAGGAACCCGAGCAGAAGAAAAUUAUCUUGAAUUAGAGUUUAGCCAAACAUCCACUGAACCAAUUCCCAGCAACACCGACUCUCUGGAGACUCUAAAAGAAGCAGCUGCAACUCCAACGUCAGGCUUCAACCUCACCAUUGAUGUCACCACUAUUAAUGUCAUUAAAUCAGUGCAGAUAAUUCCGCUGACAAUCCUCACCAACGGAAACUUUGUGGCUGCUCUUUCAAAUAAAAGUUCGACUGAAUUUCAGAACAGGGCUUCGCUGAUAAAAACAGGGCUUGAACCUUUCUUCUUUGCUGAUUACCCUACAUCAUUCAGCACUUUAUCCUUAACAAACAUCAGUGAUGCUGGUGUAAAAUUAAGGAGUGUGCCCUCGCUCCAAAACAGCAUGGAUGUUGUAUUCGGAGCGGAUGCUGUUCUACCCAAUAGCACCCAGACAGUGAACACUGUAGUUCGAGCAGCCAGAAACAAUACGCUACCCUUCCAGAUCUUCAUUUCUUCAAUUGUGGUCAUUUCUAUUUUAGAUUGA